ACGUCUUGUAAACCCUUUAAGCCAAUCCUGUCGCAGGGGGCGGGAUUUCUCGGAAUACAGGUAGGGAAAAAAAUCAACGCCGAUCACAAGACUGUGACUUCAGCUUCUGGGUGUCGAAGGGCUCUACUUUUGAUUUGAUUACAUUUUUGAGGGCGUUCAUUCACCGGACCUGAACAUUGUGAACUGUCCAUUGCAGAAGAUACACCAUGUUUUACCAGAACCACAGUCCAGAUGUUGUAAGGAGAGGAAAUGUGAUGGAGUAUUACAGCAAUGGAUUUUGCAGAGGAAGCAAUGAAGAAAGGGCACUCAAGGUCACCUUGCUUGGAUAUAAGGUCAUGGAGGAAAAGACAAAGUUUACAGUCUACAAGAUCUUAGUGAAGCGUGCACCAGAGAGCUGGCACAUUUUUAGACGAUACACAGACUUCUCUCGGCUACAUGACAAGCUGAAGGAGAUGUUUCCUUCGUUUAACUUUGCCCUACCACCCAAGCGUUGGUUCAAGAACUUCAGCGCUGAAUUUCUAGAAGAGAGACAACUGGGCCUACAAAACUUUCUACAAAAUCUGAUUGCUCUUAAAGAUGUGAGAAAUAGUGAGGCAGUCAGAGAAUUCCUAUGUCUGGAUGACCCACCCACUGCUUUUGACGAUAUUAGAGAGAGAUGGGCCUUCUGUGAGACACUGGGAGGGACCGACUGUUGCCUUCAAAGAGACUUAAUGGACGAUGAGAGAGAGACUGAGUCCCUGAGAAAUGUCCUGCUGCACAAAGAACUCCAAAUUAGCCAGCCCGAGAGAACAAAGACUGGCAUGUAUGGAACCCAAGGGAAGCUGGACAGAGAGCCCAGAGACGUUUUAACAGCACAGGAAUAUAAAGAAGUGGAGAGAGACGCCCUCAGGAGACCAAAUAAAAGUUCUGAACUGGGGUUCAUAAGGAGUCAUGGAGCGUGCUGGUGCGGAUCAGCAACUGACAGUCCAGAAAAGCACCGUUCUAAGAACCCCAUCUAAUAAAAGAAAAGAAAAGAAAGGGGGAAAAGCCAGCACUUUCUUCAAAUCUUCAGUUUGUUCUUAGUCCAUAAUAAGAACAGAAAAGCAGUUUUGUUUAUUUUGGAUGAAUCAAAACUGAUUGAUGCCAGAACAUGAUUUGGAGCACAAACACUUUUAACGACUUAACUGAAAAGAUGUUCUUUAAAAGGUUUAAUGAUGUUUGUGAGUACAUGUGUGAUUCUGGAAGGUUUGUUUUGUAGAGAUUUAAUAGGACAUCUGUAUCAAACUCACACUUGGACUAUAGCAGCCAAAGAAGUAACGUCACUCGCUCUCUGAUACAAUCUUGUAUGCAAUUUUCUGUUCGUUACCCAGAUUUUUUACUUCUGUUUUGGUAUUGGCUUUUGUGAUUUGGAUUGUGGAAUAAAUUGAUACA
Onychostoma macrolepis is the source of this 1410-nucleotide messenger RNA. Its product is annotated as sorting nexin-16-like. The coding region runs from base 207 to 998 and encodes 263 amino acids. The transcript is spliced from 8 exons. The record is from RefSeq and is a predicted model, not a curated record. Gene Ontology annotation, molecular function: phosphatidylinositol binding. Gene Ontology annotation, biological process: protein targeting to lysosome; early endosome to late endosome transport; endosome to lysosome transport. Gene Ontology annotation, cellular component: extrinsic component of endosome membrane; early endosome; late endosome. NCBI's taxonomy places the organism in Eukaryota, Metazoa, Chordata, Actinopteri, Cypriniformes, Cyprinidae.